Molecule: messenger RNA, 387 nt
Organism: Endocarpon pusillum Z07020
Lineage: Eukaryota; Fungi; Ascomycota; Eurotiomycetes; Verrucariales; Verrucariaceae
Exons: 1
Coding region: 1-387 (128 amino acids)
Source: RefSeq, a predicted model, not a curated record
AUGAGCAAACUGCGCUUUUCGAAGUCGACCGUCGACGAAAUGGCCCUUUUGCUUGCUACAGGCGUAGAACCACGAGAAAUAGCUUAUAGAUUUCGAUGCCACGCUUCAACUGUGGGCCGAAUCCGGCAGAAUAUUGAUACGUUCGGAGAGCCACGGCCAGCGCCUCAAGCGAAGAUGGGUAGGCCGCAAAAAAUCACUCCAGAGGCGCUUGAGGGCCUCCUUGAUUGGCUUCUGGAUAACGGCUCGGAGAAGAAGCUCUCGUAUCUAGACGAAAUGGUAGCGUUUCUAGAUGAGGAGUAUGAUAUAGAAGUAUCGAAAUCAACUGUCUGUCGAACGCUGGCAAAGGAGAAGAUCACACAGAAAGCUGUUAGUACUGUAUCACUCUAA